AUGACCGCCAUCACCAUCGCCAUCGCCAUCGCCAUCAUCCCCAUGUGUGGCAAGGUGCUCAGUGUAUCCGCGGAGACACGUUACUCAGCCAUUACAAGUUUGCAAGUCACACUUGCUCUCUUUCCUCACUUUGAACACAGACUGCUGGGGCGCAUCUUGCUUUUUUGGCGAGCGAAGCCGGACCAGUACGUUCAGAGCGAUCUCUUCCUCUUCGCCCCGCCGGGGCCCAGGGGCAGCCGCGGGCGGAGUCACCGGCCGCCGCGCGACCGCGCUUGGGGGGGCGGUCGCUCCAAGGUGACGCGCGGCCGCCUCCGCCCCCUGGAGGCGGGGCUGGCGGGCGGGGGUCUAAGAAGUCGGACGGCGCGAGACGUGCCCCCGCCCCCGGCGCGUCCCGGCAGUUUCUGCGCCUGCGAGCGGCGGCCGUGGCGGGUCCCGGCAGGUGAGGGGCGCGCCGGCUCCUGGGCAGCCCCCGGGACGCGGCCUCGGACAGGUGAGGGCGGGGUCGGGCUCACCUGGCAGCGCGCGCUGCGGGGACGCGGGGGCCGCCGCCGGCUCUCUUCCGGGGCGGGCGCCUGCUCGCCACCGAGCAUAAUCUCCAGCAACUUCUUUCAAGACAUGUCUCCAAAAACAAAGGAAACGAAAGUGAAAAUGAAUUUUUGGGACUUAAUCAAGAUCAAAAGCUUCUGCACAGCAAAGGAAACAGCAAAACAAAGAGGCAACACAUGGAAUGGGAGAAGAUAUUUGCAAAUGACACUACAACGGGCUGAUACCCAAGAUCUACAAGGAACUCCUCAAACUCAACAUACACAAAACAGAUAAUCACGUCAAAAAAUGGGCAGAAGACAUGAACAGACUUCUCCAAAGAAGACAUACAAAUGGCUAACAGACACAUGAAAAAAUGUUCUUCAUCGCUAGCCAUCAGGGAGAUUCAAAGUAAAACCACACCGGGAUAUCUAUCACCUUACACCAGUUAGAAUGGCCAAAAUUAAUGAGACAGGAAACAAGUGUUGGAGAGGAUGUGGAGAAGGGGACCCUCUUAGACUGUUGGUGGGAAUGCAAGUUGGUGCAGCCGUUUUGGAAAACAGUGUGGAGAUUCCUUAAGAAAUUAAAAAUAGAACUUCCCUAUGACCCUGCCAUUGCACUACUGGGUAUUUACCCCAAAGAUACAGAUGUAGUGAAAAGAAGGGCCAUCUGUACCCCAGUGUUCAUAGUAGCAAUGGCCACAGUCACCAUACUGUGGGAAGAGCCAAGAUGCCCUUCAACAGAUGAAUGGAUAAAGAAGAUAUGGUCCAUAUAUGCAAUGAAUAUUAUGCCUCCAUCAGAAAGGAGGAAUACCCAAGUUUUAUAUCAACAUGGAUGGGGCUGGAGGAGAUUAUGCUGAGUGAAAUGACUCCUCCAUCACUUUUAAUUGAGGAAAGCAUGAAAAUAUUAUUUUUAUGUCAGGUGGCCUUAUGGGUAGGAAGAUGUGAUUUUCUUUGAGUAUAUGUUUUUAAAUUGGUUGCAAAUGUGGAGAAGUCAUCAAUAAAAUUGUCCAUAGCAUAUUAGAAUUA
Mustela lutreola (European mink) is the source of this 1550-nucleotide messenger RNA. RefSeq lists its product as uncharacterized. Lineage: Eukaryota; Metazoa; Chordata; Mammalia; Carnivora; Mustelidae. The transcript is spliced from 3 exons. Bases 1 to 819 code for a protein of 272 amino acids. The record is from RefSeq and is a predicted model, not a curated record.